AUGAUGUACAUGUUUCUUUCGCCGAUGCUGUGGGCUGUACUUGUCGGUACCGUAUUGUUCCCCUUCAAGAAGAAUGUCACAAAUGCAGUUCAGGGCUGGCUGGAUCACCUUCACGAGACCAAUACACCACUGGUGGUGGGUGUAAUGGCUAUGCCGGUGUGCGCUCUAAAAUCUUUCUCUGAGAAAGUCUACUCAACUGCAGUAAGGGUAUACGUGCUUUCCUCUAUCUCCUUGUAUUUUGGCGUCUUCAAAGCAGCAGUGUUUUCUGGUUGUGCAGUUGUACUGGGUCUAUUAUCAGCCGGCGUAUGGGCAGUGGAUGAUCUAGAAACGCCUGAUGAAGGACAAGAAGAGGAAGUAACCAUUGAAAGUGAAAGCGAGACUGCGAAGUUGAUUGAAAAUCCUCACGAAGGCGAUACGACGUCCGUUGUUUCUCUGCACAAAGCUAUUGGUAGUGAUUCAAUGAUCCUUAUAGUUGCUGGAUUAUGUGCUUUAUCCUGGAUUGCGCGUCAUGAUUCUUCCCUUUUAUUCAUCGUCAUACCGUUCUUCAUCGCUGUUAUCGGCAGGAUAGGGUCGAAGAGUGGUUUCCUCUCAGCGAUCUGUGGAGCCAUUGAGUCUCUAUGGAGCCGCAUCCGUCCUCCUAUGAAGAAAAUCGUCGACAUCACAGUUGCCGGGCCCUUACGGAAAUUCGUGAAGGUACUGUUCACUUCGGAUCAGAUGCUAGCCUCAUCACUGCAUUCGAAAAUGGAUGUUCUAUCGUCUGUGGUCGUCAUGGGAUCCCUGGCCUUCUUCGCUCUUUCGGCGAUAUUAUUCGUUGGAUUCCAGCUCCACAGCGAGGCGGCGCACCUUGUUCGGCUCUCAACAAGCAUUAUUAACUCUCGUCCUGAUUGGCUCAGCGCUGCCAAAAAUUACACGGAGGACAAACUGGAAGAUCACGAUAUCGACAUCGAUGAGUAUGUGCAGCAGGGCUAUGAGCAAGGUCGUGCAUGGUUGGCGUCAAAUGUACGUUCUCUCGCUCCACGAGACAGCGCUCGCGCAGAUAUGCUUGAGAAGCAAGUGAUGCAGAUCGUGGACAAGAUAUAUAAAAUGUGGGAAGAAAGAGAUAGUGUUGUGCCAACCGCUGCUACACCGGAGGGUGAAGUACGAGAUUGGAAAGCGCAGUUAAUGUCGAUCACAGAUUUGCGUGCUCUGAAGCAGGAGAUAACCCUGAUAGUGAAGGAAAACCUCGAUACACUGAUGGGUGUUGUCUUCCUCACAAUGGUCUACUACCUUUUGUCAGCGUCACGGGAUCGCUGGCUACCGAUUCAGUGGUUCAAUGAUAUGGCUCAGUUGGCUACAAUCUCUGAUACGUCAAGUCCCUCCACACGUGUUGGUCAACUUCGUCAGCUACGAAUUACGAUGUCACUGGUGCCAUUGAGCAAGCUAUUUUGUAAGUAUUAA
This is a messenger RNA of Cooperia oncophora, 1437 nucleotides long. Lineage: Eukaryota; Metazoa; Nematoda; Chromadorea; Rhabditida; Trichostrongylidae. The record is from the annotation of a GenBank genome assembly.